Messenger RNA from Rasamsonia emersonii CBS 393.64, 1908 nucleotides. Its product is annotated as Tyrosinase. The record is from RefSeq and is a predicted model, not a curated record. The transcript has 8 exons. Gene Ontology annotation, molecular function: oxidoreductase activity. Bases 1 to 1908 code for a protein of 635 amino acids. NCBI's taxonomy places the organism in Eukaryota, Fungi, Ascomycota, Eurotiomycetes, Eurotiales, Trichocomaceae.
AUGGAACUGUCUAUUCGGCGAGCGUGUCUGUACGCUCUCAGCUUGUUGAGCGUCAGUUUCCUGCCUCGAAUCUGCCUGGCUGUCGCUGUCACUGGUGUCUCCGGCGGCGUCAACCCCGAGACGGGAGAGCGGCCGUUUCGUCUCAACCUGAAGGAGUUCCAGUCGUCGGGGCCCGCGUUCGAUUUGUACAUCCAGGCUCUGAUCCGUUUCCAGGAGGAGGAUCAGUCGGAGCUGCUUUCUUGGUAUGAAGUUGCGGUUGCUAAUGUCGAGAUGAUGGAUGUAGGAAUCCAUGGCCUUCCGUAUCGAUCCUGGGAUGGCGUUGAAGGAUCGUACCAGACGGGAUACUGCUCCCAUGGCUCAGUCACGUUCCCUACGUGGCAUCGGCCGUAUAUUGCUCUGUUUGAACAAAUACUGUGGAACUACGCGCAGGACAUUGCUGCCUCCUAUCCGGACGAGAACCGCGAUACCUACGUAGCUGCAGCCACCACGCUGCGAGUGCCCUACUGGGACUGGGCGAGCGACCCCCAGAUGCCGGAUGCGCUGGUCACUCCGACGAUCACCAUCAACACGCCAUCGGGACAGCAGCAGGUGGAUAAUCCGUUGUAUAGUUAUAAAUUCCAUCCCUUGCCCGUGGGGACAGAUAUCCCGAAUGAUAACCCGCUCGCAAACUACACCAACACCGUCCGCUCGCCUGACGCGAACGGUCAGAGCAGGAUGGACAGGGUUCAGCAGUUGAUGACACUGAUUGACGGAUUCUUCCGCAGGCUCCGUUCCAGCACGUACCAGCUCCUGAGCACCGAGACCAACUACACCGUCUUUUCCAACGAGGUGCUCAAGGACCGUGGACAGAACUACAACAACCUCGAGAGCAUCCACGACGCGGUGCACGCGCUGACCGGCGACGGCGGCCACAUGACGUAUUUUGACAUGGCCGCUUUUGAUCCUAUUUUCAUGCUCCAUCAUUGUGCCAUCGACCGCAUCUUCGCCAUCUGGCAGGUGCUCAAUCCCGACUCGUAUGUCGAGCCUAUGGCCGAUGCGUACGACACGUUUGUGACUGGGGCUGGGACGGUUUCGACUGUGGAUUCACCCCUCUAUCCCUUCCACGCCUCCGACAACGCAAACGACUUCUGGACAUCCGCGUCGGUGCGAUCGAUCGCAUCAUUCGGAUACAGCUACCCCGAGAUUGUCGACUGGGACGUCGACCAGCAGACGCUGCAGAACAACGUCCGCGCGGCCGUCAACAACCUGUACAAUCCGCCUCCCAGCAGGCAGGCAAAGCGAGACCUGGUGCCACCGCCCUCGCAGCUUGCGGACAACAUUCAUGACAUGGCGGCUGCGAUGGUCACGGGGAUACUGAGCUCGCAGGAAUUCUUCGAUCUGGGCGUGAACAACCUGGCCCGGCACUGGGCGAUCAAUAUCCGUGUGAACAAACACGCCCUCGCUGGCAAACCUUUCCAGAUCCACUUCUUCUACGGGCCCCCAUCGCCAGACCUGGACCCGUCAGAAUACGGCCACGCAAGCAACCUCAUCGGCACAUACCGCACCUUCACCGCGCCACGACGCCCAGCAUCCUCCUCCUCCCGGAUGACAAGCUACGGGCAGAUCUCGCUCUCGCCCGUCAUGGCGACGGCGCUAUACCACGGCAUCGUCCCGCGCACCCUCGCCCCCGACGCCGUCGUUCCGCAGCUGGCGCACAACCUGAACUGGCGCGUCACCGACUUCCACGGCAACGAGAUCGACCCCGAGGAGCUGGUUGACCGGUGUCACCUGCGGAUCAGCGUCGUGUCGCGCGAUGUCCAGCCGCUCGAGGCCGGUGAGGAGCAUCGCUUCCCGCGGUAUGGCGGGUGGAUUGAGUAUGCGGCGGCGACGGCGGGGAAGGUUGGAGGUGUUGAUUUCGAGAAUUUGUAA